AUGAGAGUACGGAGCCGCCAGGCCAGGGGUACACAGAGAAUGGCACAGACAGUGCAGGCCAAAUCAGGGGGCACAGACAAAGCAGGCCAAUCAAUGGGGCACAGACAAAGCAAGCCAAUCAAGGGGCACAGUAAAAGCAGGCCAAUCCAGGGCACAGCCAAAGCAAGCCAGUUAUAAGGGCACAGACAGAGCAGGCCAAAUAAUGUGGUACAGACAAGGCAGGUUAAUCAGAGCGUGCAGGGAACAUGCUGAGGGCAGGUUUCAGGCAUGCAAAAAUUAAUGAAUAAGAGUCCACAGAAAUUACAUUAAGCUAACAUAUGUGAAUAAGACAUUAUAGAUUGACAUGGGCAUAAACAGAACACCCUAUACGAUCUUUAUUACAUCUAGAAAACAUACACAAAAUUAACAUGUUUAUACCUUUAAAACUAAAGAACGUAAUACACUCUAUCUCCUAAGAUAGACCGGCACUGAGCCGACACCCCCCAGCAUGGCCACGAGGUAGCGAGAGGGUGAGUGCCAGGAGGCCGGGAGCAGCAGCUCCCACGUGGCCAGUUUGGUUAAUCCGACAACCCCGAGAGGAAGCGUGGGCAGGGUGAGAGAGGCAGGAGACAGCUCCCACUCGGCAGACGGAGAUGGCGGCCGGGAUCUAACAUGUGGGAUCGUUGGAGUCGUACUCUGCGGUCCCGGUGGUCGGCAACCGAUCCCCGGUGAACGCAAGUAAAACAAGCGAAGGGGGGAAGAAGGGGUAGGGUAUGCGGAGAAGGCAGGAAAAAGGAGUAAAGAGACAGAGCUACCCUAGUCCCCCAAUCCUGCAGAACAGCCCACAGAGAAAGCCCCAAGCAGGGAGAAAUCAUGCAAAACACCCCCAUACAACAAUCGCACAAAAUACAGAAAUAGACAGAAAUCAAUACAGGAAUAAACAGUAUAAUGCAAAAAAAUAUCCACAGCCACUCAAUGUUAACAGGAGGCAGUGGUACUCUGACCUGUGCUUGAUGUGGAGCAGCAAAGAAAGACGAAGUAGUUGGUUGGGAGGGGCCUUUUAUGGUUUCCUUACUUUUUUGUGAUUGGAUUUAUCUCUCUAUGUUAAUGUGCUGCUGUGGAGUUCAAGUAAAGAGAGACUUGAGCAAAUAUGAAGCCUCCUGUCAUGCUAUAAAAUUCAGCCUAAGGGAAAUUUGAGCGACAGUAGCUGUUCGAUGUGAUAGGACCAUAUGGGCUAGCCUUCUCUCCACACGUGCUUCAAUUAACCUUUUGCACCCAUAAUUCUGAUACUGGAUCACUGGUUAUGCUGCAAGACUUGCUGUUUUGGAGAUGCCCUUGUCAAAGUGACUCUUUGUAAAACUAAAAAUCAAAGUAAAUCUUUUUUGCUAGCCUAUUUUUCCUACUUGUAACUAGAGUUGAGCGGACACCUGGAUGUUCGGGUUCGCCGGGUUCGGCCGAACAUCGUCAAAAAGUUCGAGUUCGGCCUCAAACUUAACCCGAACUUGACCCCGAAUCUGAACCCCAUUCAAGUCAAUGGCGACCCGAACUUUUGGGCACUAAAAUGGCUCUAAAAGAGUCAUGGAAAGGGCUAGAGGGCUGCAAAAGGAAGUAAAAUAGGGGUAAGAGUAGGACAAGUGCCCUGCAAACAAUUGGGGUAGCCCCCAAAAUAUUGGGACAUAUAAAAAAAGAAAACAGAGAAUAAGUGCACUUGAGUAUAACAAUGGCUGAGUGAGGCCGGUAUAAAUGUUUAUUCUGCACAAGGUACAGACAAGUCUGGUGGGAUCCAUGCCUGGUUCAUUUUAAUAAAUGUGAACUUGUCCACGUUGGCUGUGGACAGGCGGCUGCACUUGUCUGUGAUAACGCCCCCUGCCGUGCUAAACACACGUUUAGACAAUACACUGGCUGCAGGGAAGGCCAGCACCUCCAAGGCAUAAAGGGCAAGCUCAGGCCAUGUGCCCAAUUGGAAACCCAGAAGUUGAAUGGGGCAGACCCAUCAGUCAGUACGUGUAGGCGUGUGCACAUGUACUGUUCCACCAUGUUGCUGAAAUGCUGCCUCCUGCUAAGACGUUCCAUAUCAGCUGGUGGUGCUGGUUGUUGUGGCAUGCUGACAAAGCUUUUCCACAUUUCGGUCAUGCUAACCCUGCCUUCUGAGGUGCUGGCGGUGCCCCAGCUGCAUUGGCGACCUCUUCCUCCUCCUCUGCCUUUGCCUUGUGCUUCCACUGAGCCCCCCGUGUCAGUUGGGAAUGCCCUCAGCAGCGUGUGUACCAGCGUGCGCUUGUAGUCGCGCAUCUUCCUAUCACGCUCCAGUGAGGGAAUUAAGGACGGCACAUUGUCCUUGUAACGGGGAUCCAGCAGGAUGACCACCCAGUAAUUAGCAAAAGUUAGAAUGUGGGAAACUCGGCAGUUGUUGCGCAGGCACUUUGGUGACUCUAGAUAACCUUGGGCCGAUCGCAUGUCCGUGUGACGGCGACAAUGCAUUCGGAUGUCUUCCCUAUCAGCUUUUGAUGGUACUUUCUGCACCUACCAUGGUGACCAGGGUUCGAUUCCGUAGAAGGAGCCUGAGAAAUGGCUACCACAUCCAAGGAAGGCAGCAGGCGCGCAAAUUACCCACUCCGGACGCGGGGAGGUAGUGACGAAAAAUAACGAUACAUGACUCUUUUGAGGCCCUGUAAUUGGAAUGAGUACACUUUAAAUCCUUUAACGAGGUUCUAUUGGAGGGCAAGUCUGGUGCAGAGCGACUGACCCAUGCGUGCUGCAGCUGAAACUCCACUAUCGCCUGCUGCUGCUUGCACAGUCUCUCCAGCAUGUCCAAGGCGGUGAGCGGGAAGGCCGAAGUUACGCUGCAGCGCAGACAGGCAUGCAACAGGGUGAGAACGCCGAAAGCGUGCACAGACGGCCCGCACUUUCUGCAGCAGCUCUGGGUAUCUGGGUAGUUUUUCAGGAAUUUCUGCACCACCAAAUUCAGCACAUGCGCCAGGCAAGGGAUGUGCGUCAAACCGGCUAGGCCCAGAGCUACUACGAGAUUUCACCCAUUAUCGCACACCACCAGGCCGGGCUUGAGGCUCAGUGGCAACAAGCACUCAUCGGUCUGUUGUUCCAUGCCCGUCCACAACUCAGGUUUAGCACGUUUAUGCCUCGCUUCAGGCUAAGAUUGCACAGCUUGCAAACCACUCGUGUCUUGUCGUCAGCACAUUGUCUGAAGAACUGCCAUGCCAGGGAACUCCUUGGAGCUGGUUUUGGUGUGCUCGGUCCCUGGGUGUGGUGGGCAGUAGCAGGCGUACAGUCUAGGGGGCGGCCGCUCCGCUUUUGCACCCUGCUCCCUCUUAUGCUGUGCUGGUGCCUCUGUGCGACCACCGCCUCUUCAGAGAUGUGCUGCGGUUGUCCUCGCUUGUCCACAUCCUGAAACAUAAGUGGUUGUGCAUCAGUGCACUCAAUUUCUUCUGAUUUCUUCCACUUCUGGGCAGGGCUAGGUGGAUGGCCCACGGAAACCCCACCAGCAGAGUCAUCAAAAAGCAUAAGAGACUGCAGCAUGACUUGUGGCUCAGACUGCUUGGCUGAUUUGCAAGGGGGUGAGGUGAAAGACAGAUGGCCAUGGGCUGCAGGUGCCAACUCUUUCAGCAGGGGACUGGGUGGGAGACAAUGUGAAGGAACUGGAGGCACUGUCAGCCACCCAAUCUACUAUCGCCUGUACUUGUUCUGGCCUCACCAUUCAUAGAGAGAGCAUUCGGGCCUACCAAAUAACGCUGAAGGUUCUGUCGCUUACUCGCACCUGAGGAAGAUGUUUCACUUGUGCGUGUAGCUGGCACAGAUCGACCACGUCCUCUCCCUGCAACAGGAGCUCCACCAAUACCAGCAGCACCAUGACCAAGGCCACGUCCCUUAUUUGAUGCUCUCCUCAUUCUUUGCGUUCACCCACCAAACUAAUAGAUAGUUUAUGUCAGGCAACAAUGUAACCGCCAAUAGUCAACAUUUAAGUUCACUGACAGUAAGGCAGUGCCGGUGUCCUAAAGAGAAAAAAAUUCUAGAGGUCACACAACAGUGUGACAGGCGUAAUUAAUACAGUUACUUCACUGUCUCAAAAAAGUGUGAUUUUUUUUAACCAACAAUGUAAGAGUAGUAUUUAAGGGUUUUAUUGGACUGCAAGAAAUGCACCGCAGGCUGCAAAUGUUCUAUUUAGCACAAAAAAAAUUGAUUUUUUAAACCAACAGUGUAAGAGUAGUAUUUAAGGUUUUUAUUGGACUGCAAGAAAUGCACCGCAGGCCGCAAAUGUACUAUUUAGCACCAAAAAAAUUAGAAUUUUUCAAAGUGCGAUGUAACCACAGUAUUUGACGGUUCCAUUUGACUCUCAGAUAUGAAGUGCACGCCCCAAAUUUAAUUUUUAGCACCAAAAAAAUUUGAAUUAGUCAAACUGCUAUGUCACAGCAGUAUUUGACGGUUCUAUUUGACUCUCAGAUAUGAAGUGCAUGCCCCAAAUUUACUUUUUAGCACACAAAAAAUUUGAAUUGGUCAAACUGCGAUGUAACCACAGUAUACGAAGGUUCUAUUUCACUCUCAGAUAUGAAGUGCAAACUCCAAAUUUAAUUUUUAGCACCAAAGAAAUGUGAAUUUUUCAAAGUGCGAUGUAACCACAGUAUUUGACAGUUCUAUUUGACUCUCAGAUUUGAAGUGCAUGCCCCAAAUGUACUUUUUAGCACCCAAAAAAUUUGAAUUUUUCAAAGUGCGAUGUAACCACAGUACUUGACGUUUCUAUUUCACUCUCAGAUAUGAAGUGCACACCCCAGAUUUGCUUUUUAGCACAAAAAAAAUGUGAAUUUGUCAAACUGCGAUGUAACCACAGUAUUUGACUGUUCUAUUUGACUCUCAGAUAUGAAGUGCACACCCCAAAUUUACUUUUUAGCACACAAAAAAUGUGAAUUUGUCAAACUGCAAUGUAACCACAGUAUAUGACGGUUCUAUUUCACUCUCAGAUAUGAAGUGCACACUCCAAAUUUAAUUUUUAGCACCAAAGAAAUGUGAAUUUUUCAAAGUGCGAUGUAACCACAGUAUUUGACAGUUCUAUUUGACUCUCAGAUAUGAAGUGCAUGCCCCAAAUGUACUUUUUAGCACCAAAAAAAAUUGAAUUUUUCAAAGUGCGAUGUAACCACAGUACUUGACGUUUCUAUUUCACUCUCAGAUAUGAAGUGCACGCCCCAAAUUUGCUUCUUAGCACCAAAAAAAUGUGAAUUUGUCAAACUGCAGUGUCACAGAAAUAUUUAAAAAUGCCUAGAUGUUGCCCACUGAGCUAGAAGAACAGGAUUAAAGUAAUGUGCCUGGCACACAUGCAGUUGCAAGUGCCCACCUAACAAACAGACUGCUUAUUUCUCUGUGGCACUGGGCUCAGGGCAGGGUACAAAAAUGUAGUAUAGCACCCACAAAAAUAUUCGCUGUAGUUUGCAGAUUCAACACCAGAAUUCUUUCCUUAUCUGUCCCUCACAGCUGCAGCAUCCUCUCCCUACACUAAUAAGAGCUCAUGUGACUCCAGCUUAUAUAAAGGCUGGGUCACAUGCUGCACUGGCCAAUCACAGCCAUGCCGUUAGUAGGUAUGGCUGUAAUGGCUUCUAAGGGCACACAAGUCAAACGCUUGUUGAUUGGCUGCCCUGCAGCUCUUCAAAACACGCCAUUAAAUCGCCGAACACCGAACUCGAACCUGAACUGUUACUGAAAUGUCCAGGUUCUGGUUCGGGGUCCAAAAAUCGUAAUGUUCAGUACGAACCCGAACUUUACAGUCGUAAAGUUCGGGUUCGCUCAACUCUACUUGUAACACAUAAAAAAACGACUGUUCAGUUGCUGCCUGAUAUAUCCCACCACUUUACAAGUGCCAUUGUAAUGGUAUAAUCAAUGUCAUUCACUUCACCUGUCAGCAUUUUUAAUGUUUUGACUGAUCACUGUAUAUUUCUCAUAUCAAGUGCACUUUAAAAUCACUCAUCGUCAUUGAAUCACACUGCCAAAGCUGGUUACAGUGAUGCACGGUGGGAAAACUGACAACAGUUGAAUAGACAGACUAAGUUGUUAAUUUAGUAAAUAACAGUUUGUCAAUGACACCUAACAUUCAGAUUGGUUUGUUGGAGGGCACUCACACCAAAGCAAACACAGAUUGCGGCCAAGGGGUGCUUACUGUGAUUAUUCUGUUUCCUUCAGGGCACAAUCCAUACAAUGAAACAUAGUACAGAAGCACACCAGGUUAAAAAAACAAAUAAUCUUUAUAAGAAAUGCAAAAUAACAGUUUAUUCUAUAUAUAAGAGAAGUCAAACUACAAUCACAAAUAUUACACGAUAUUUGCAAAAUCUAAUACUUAGGUAUUAGGUAUUCACCAUACCUAAGAAAAGUCUACAUCACAAAUAAGACAAAGAGCAAGUACAAAAAUAUACAUAUGAAUGGGAUUACAAACCAGAUGAUAAGAAUGCAAAAGUGUAGUGAGUGAAUUGCGGAUCCUGAUACCAAAACAAAAAAAACAUUUCAACCAAAAGCUCCUUGUUCUUCAUACUUCUUCUUGUAUUGUGUUUAAAUCUGUAGGUAUACUGAGUGUAUACAGUUGUGUAAAUGCAUACAGGGUUCAAGAUAAUAUUAGCAGUGGUUAUGGUAAAUGGGGGUUUAGAGUGGUUUAUAUCAGAAUACUAAAAAACGUGCAAGUGUUAGUUGCUCACUAAAUCCAGUAUACAGGCAGCAAAUCUUACAAGGAGUCCCCAACCUUGUGAAAACAUAAAAAUCAAACAAACAAAAGUAGAUUGCAACAAAGAGAAUUGAUAAUGUCACAAUAAUAUACAUACAAUGUUUACUUUUGUAGUGACAGGUAUCUCAAACAAAAGGAAACAAAAUAUACAAAAUAUUGAAGUAUGUUUUAACAGUAAGCUAAAAUAUAGUGGUGUAACAGGGAUAAACUCACACUUUUGAGAUACCUGGCACUACAAAAGUAAACAGUGUACAGUGAGACUUCGGUUUACGAAUUUAAUGCGUUCUCCAGGAUGUUUUUUGUGAAAAAUUUGUAAACGGAAAUGCGGUUUCCCAUAGGAAUGCAUUGAAAACCAAUUAAUCUGUUCUGGAGGUCAGAAAAAGUCAAAAUGAGCUGGCAUGGAAACCAACCCACAAUGCAGAACACACAAUAAAAGGCAUGACAACGACGAAGCUCAGUUCCCUACCUUUCCACAGCUUGAGAAAUGCACCAAAAAGUCUCAAAACAACUGAAAACAAUUUCCAGAAUGGCUCCAAAUCUCGAUACAAAAGCUGCUCCAACACCUCCACACUCGAUGCCACGUGCCACCCACAGGCUCCAGCAUGCAGAGGGCGGUGCUAUAAAGCUCCCAGGUGCAAUGCAUCCUGGGGAAACUCGCUUUGUAUUGCUAAAAAAUUUGUAAACCGAGGCAUUAUUUUCAAUGGAUUUUCAUUUGUAAACCGAAAAUUAUGUUAACCGAGUUUCCACUGCACAUAUAUUGUUGUGAAAUUAUCAAUUCUCUUUUGUUUGUUUGGUUAGUAUCCGAGUUAAAAUACACAAGGAGUUGAGUGUUAAUAAGACAUAAAUGCUUGAAAUGGGUUAUAGUUGUGGUAUACGGGAUGUUUAGAUUUUUUUCCUUUAGAGUUAAAGUGGAGUUAAAUUUAAUAUUUAAUAUUUAGUUUUUUAAGAUGCGUUAAACCUAGUAUUAAGGUAAAGGGUUUUGUUUCAGGUUUAGACUUUAAGUGCAUUUGGCACAAAGAAAAUUGUGUGUUUAUGUUUUUGGAUGGGUUCCAUUUAGGAUUAAGGGAAAAAAAAUUGUGUUUAUGGUACAGACAUGUGGAGUUUGAAUGGUUAUUUUCAAAAUACUCACCCUUCUAUGAUUGAUACUAGAACUGCAGUAGACUAGCUUUUGUGCAGUGUGCAUUCCGCAAUGCUGUCUCUAGAGGCUGUUAGUGAGCAGAUGGAAAGUGAUCCCUUCCAUCUCCUGUCUAGCCUCAAACACAGACAAUGGAGGAGCUGAGGCAGCACUGAAUUUUACAUCUACAUAAGCUCCAAAUAUGCUAAAUAUGCACAUUAUUAAUGCGGUAAAUAGGUGCCCCUACACGAUAGGCACCUACUCUGUCUGAUGGGAAAUUCAGCCCUGAGGAGAAUAGUUCUAAACUUUAGCCACAUGAACCUUUAAUGAUUGAUGAGUCACAACAAUGCCUAAUUCAAAAGUAGACACUCUCCUAAAUCCUAGAAAAUGUGAAUGAAAUGUGUAAUUCAAAAUGGGAGCAAAUUCAAAUGUCCAUCAUUUUUUUUUAUGCAUACAGAAAAACCUCUUCAACUUAUAUGUAGAGUACAUUUUGGCUAUGAGAGAAUAUUCAAACCAUAUAUAAAAUGGACAAAGCUGGAUUCAGAAUCCAAAGAAAUCCUCCUUGAAGAAACUAACAAAUGGUAACUACAGGAAAACGCAUUAAAGGAACAAAGAAUCAUACAGUAUUGUAAUGGAGUAACUUGCAUGUUAUAGGCUAUAACAGGGGUAGGCAACUUUUGGCAAAUAUUUAAUGCCUCCUUAACCUCAUUUUUUGGAAGUUAGAGAAAAUAGUAUUAAGAUUAUUUAUUCAGCAGGAAUUGACAAAGGAAUUACAACAUUCUUUCCAUAAUCAUCAAUAUAGGAAACAUUUUACAGAUAUUUUUCCAAAUAAAUUAUUUUUGGUCUAAAUAUGUAAAUAUGUUCAUUCUCUGCAAUUCCAGUUAAAUAAAUAAACUCUCAUAUCAUUCUUUGUCACGCAAUGCUUUCAGUUCUCCAAAAAUGUUUCCUACCAGGUUUCUACGGAUAUGGACUCCCAUCCCACCCUUUUAAUAUUUUCCUAAACAAUCACUGUUCCUUUCAUCAAAAGAAAAAAAAAAACAACAAAAGAACUUAAAGGGACACUAUAGUCACCAGUGCAACUACAUGUAUUCCUGACCCUAUAGUGUUAACACGACCAUCUAGCCCCCCUGGGCCCCUCAUGCCUCCAUAAAUAUAGUAAUAAUCUUACUGUAUUCAAGCCAGAAGCUGUAAAUCUGCACUCUGGAAAAACAAGCAGUCUGCUGACAUGUGAUAGCCUGAUCCAAUCACAGUACUUCGCAAUAGGAUUGGCUGAGACUGACAAGGAGGCAGUUCAGGGGCAGAGCCAGCAUGAUUCAAACACAGCCCUGGACAAUCAGCAUCUCUUCAUAGCGAUGAAUUGAAUCAAUGAAUCUCAAUGAGGAAAGUUCAGUGUCUGCGUGCAGUGGGAGGAGAUACUGAAUCACAGGAUGCUCGUGCACAGCAGAUCUGAGUGGAUGGAAGCAUAUUAUGCCUCCAUCAACUCAGAAGUCCCUCUGGUUCACUCUGAGUGACUGCAGCUGGAGGUGUCCCUAGCUUUCAAUGUAAACACUAUACUUUCUCAGACAAUACAGUGUUUACAUGAGAAAGGCUGCAGGGAGCUAUAGUUCUCACCUGAACAACCUCAUUAAUCUGAAGUUGUUCAGGUGACUAUAGUGUCCCUUUAAGUAGAAAGUUAAUGGAUGCAAAUCUUUAAUUUAUAUUGUACCACACAGAUAAACUCCCUGAACAAUUUUCUUCUCUUUACAGAUCUCUUUUCAAAUAAUAUUUAUUAUAUUUUUGAAAAAACUCAAAAUCAGCUAAUGAAAAAGGUACAGAAUAAAAAAAUGGAAAAAGGGGGGACUUUUCUCUACCCAAAACUAUAUUGUACAUAAAAAUUUGGCUGCACUCACAGUCUUCUUGUAGUCAAAUGUAGUAACCGAAUGAACGAAUGGCAUGUUCAUUCUGUUUUCAUUUGUUAGUUCUGCUCACUCACAUCAAAUCUGAUGGGACUGAGCCGAACUAACGAAUGUGUAUGAAUGAAUGUGCCAUUCGUUCAUUUGUAUUACUAGUUCGGCUUUUGAAUUACAGUCAGGCAGUGUACUGUGUCUGUUAAAGUAUGUUAUCUUUAUGCAUUUCUAGUAAGAUGAAAAUGAAAAUCCAAUCUGUUGAUGCCAAGAAUAAAUUCCCCCCAAAUGGUGUUUUGAUGUAAUAUUGUAAUACAUAUUAAACAUGUUCCCUAUAUAUGCUCAAUGUUUCCUUUUCUUUUCAAGUAACAAUGAAAAAGACGUUGAAGGUACACACUGUUUCCUGACAACCAGGAUAAAUAAAGUUAGUUUAGAUGAACUUAAUGACAUUUACCGUUGCUAUGCCCAGAAUUCAGUGGGAAAUUCAACAACAGUGAUUAAGCUAGUGCAGAAACACACAGGUAAAUAAGUUUGCAGUAUUUUUCAUUCUAUAACAUAUUCUUGAAUUUGUUACUCCCUCUAUUAUUUUAGUGUGUUGAUCUUUGUCAAUGCUGCUUUGUACUGUUCUUGCACUUCUUUUGUUAUAUUGGUUUAAUAUUUCACCCAGUUCUGUAUAUCCUACCAUAAUCUCUUUCUGGAUUAUGCUUCCAUAAUUUUCUCUUGAUUAUCAUUUAUAAUCUUCCCUACACUUUUUAUACCUUCUCUUAAUUUAUAUAACCACACAAACCUAGUACAGAAUAUACUCGUUAUUGCUGAAUAACAAUAUCUGUAUUCUAAGCACAUUAUCUGUUUACAUGGCUUAAUUUAAAGAAACUGUCAGUUAUAAUGUUGUAUCAAACUAAAUUCAGAAUUCUACAUGCUUUUACAAUGUACAAAUUAAUGUCGUCCCCUUCAUAGAUAACGUCCCCUUUAAUGAAUCCUGUAAUACUCAGACAAGCCUUUAGGAGUAUUGUUACUAAAUUUGUAAAUAACCCCUUUUCGAGCAAUCUGUGCUGGUUUGUAUCUGUUCAUAUAGCUCUCUUAAGUGUCUCUCUCUAGUCCUCUCAGUUAUUGUUCCCUUUCCCACAUUAUUUCCCUUUCUCCCUAUUAUGUCCCACCACCACAAUUUUCUCUCCAUCCUGCCAGCCCGUAAUUGUGUCUCCAUCAUCCAACCCCCAACUUUUUUACUUACAUAUUUUGAUAGCCAAGGUCAGGUAAAGUAUAUAAAUUACUUAACUUGAGCAGCAUGCAUGUGGCAAUGCAGGCAUUUGUACAACACUGCUGAAGAACAUUGUAAGCAUUUUAAAUUUUUUCCUGAGAAUCCAUGUGCACAGCCUGAGGCAUCACAGUGUGGUGUAGUUGCUAUAACACAGAAGUGCAAUGGAGGCAAGCAUGUUUUUACUUACCUCCACUGCAUUAUACACUUGUAUAAAUAAUGAAAUAGAGUUUAUUGCCGUGAAGGAACAACGAAUUCUCACUACUGUGGAAGUAAAAGUUUCUCUUAUACUAGUAAUUACAAAAAUUACAUUUUAUCUAAUAUUUAUCAAUACCAUAAAAACUCAUAUUGGUGUAACUUAAGAAAUAAUGAUACAAAUUAAAAUAAACACAAUGGUUGGAAUCACAGUAGUGACAACUUAGUGAUGGCAAAAUCCAAAGGCCAUCAUUUCCUUCUUAUUCUUUUUGAACUUACUACAGUUUUCGACGCUGUUGAUCACCUAUUUCUCGUCCUCACCCUUCGCAACCUUGUCCUUGGUGGCAUUGCUCUCUUAUAGUAGUACUCUUCCUACCUCUCUAACUGCUACUUCAGUGUCUCCUUGUCUGGUUAUUCCUUUUCUUCUGUACGUCUUUCAGUUGGCGUUUCUCAAAUCCCUGUACUGGUUCCAUUUUUUACUUAUUUAGACUGCCUCUCUUGUUGACCUGAUAUCAUUCUAUCGCUUUCAAUAUUACCUGAUCUUUCUCCCCAUCUGCUGGAUCAUGUCACCGAAUGCCUUUUCUUUGUCAUUGACUGGAUAACUUUAUGUUUCCUAAAACUCAACCUCUACAACACUGAACUCCUUGUCUUUCCUUCAUCUGAGGCAAUGUCUGUCCUUGUAUCCCUUCAGGUCAAUAGAAAAAAAACUAACCUCUACCCGCAGUCGCAUUGUCUUGGUAUUCUUUUUGACUCUGACCUUUCCUUCAAUGCUUAUAAAAAAAUCUAGUCUCUUUCACUUUAAAUAAAUUACUUGUGUUUACCCCUUUCUCACUCAGGAAGUGACCAAAAUGCUUGUCGUUGCUCCAAUUGUUUUCCACCUGUGGUUUCUCUGUGGUCCGCAAUGAAUGCCUCUGCCAGACUUGUCUACCUUAGGUCAUGUGACUUUCAAAUUUCACACGUCUUUCAGACUCUAUACUAACUUCCUGUUUUAUUUAGGUUCCAGUUCAAUGUUCUCGUGCUUACUUAACAAGCUCUCCACAACUCUGCCUCUGUUUAUAUCCACAAAUCUGCCUCUGUUUAUAGUCAUGUGACUUUCACUAGCAGAUAUGUUCAAGCCUGAGCACUUUGCUUUGUCAAUGACCCUUUACUGUCCCGUUCUUGUACCCGCAACCUAGACUCACACCUGCAACACCUCUCCAGGGCUCUCCUUACUUAUGGAAUGUCCUCCCAUGCCACUUUUGAUUUGCUCUGCCUCUACAGUUCUUAUAAAAAAUCUCAAAAAGGUUGUUUUUUUUAGAAAAGCCUAUCUGCUUAACCCUUAACCUUUCAUCCCUGAUAACUUAUCUCUGCUGUCUUCCAACCUCUGUACAUAUUCCCAAUUGCCUCUCCCAUUCUUUCAGAUAUAUCCAAAUAAUUUGAUACUCUCACUUCCCUCUGUGUAUUUGUUCCUCAUCCUUUUAGAUUGCAAGCUUGUUUGCUCAGGGCUCUCUUCACCUACUGUUCCUGUAUGUCAAAUGUGUUUUGUUUGUCUUGUUUUAACUAUUUUGCAAACUGUGGAAUAUAUUGGCACUUUAUAAAUAAUUGGAAUUUUAAUUGUAAUGUUUGUUUCGCAUUUUUAUUUUCAACAGACAUCGUAUUUCUAGUGUAUGUGCUAUCUGUUUCUGUGGCAGUGCUAGUGUUUUCUCUAGCAGGGAGUGGAAUGAUUUAUUUUUACUGGAUUGAAAUUGUGCUAGUUUACAGGAACUAUUUGUCAAAUGAUGAGACUAUUGGGGGUAAGUUUUAUCAUCUAUCAUGAGAGAUAUAGUUUGUAAAAAGAAGUGUAUGCAAACCUGUUUUGUUUUAUUUAACCUUUCAUUGUUUUGAGAUUAUUUUUAAAAAGAGAAAUUAAAUUUGAAUCAAAUCUGUGGAAAUAUUAAUAUAACACAUAAUAAAGUAAGGUUAUAUCAAAUUAAAAUAUUGUUUAAAAAUGACAAGUAUUCUGUGUAAUAUUUCUUUUAAUUAUUCAUAACACAUCAAUUGUGCAUUUAUUUUGCUUCUUUAAUAUUAAAGGACAAAAAAAAUAUUACAGCAUGAUCUUGUAGAACUGAGGUAGAGGUUCAUCAUGUUCUUCUGAUCUGUCCAAUAGGGAGUUCCAAGUAGAAUGCAGAGAAUAGAAUGUCAUAUGCCCAUAGAACGUCCACUAUUUGCGUGUUGCUUGGGCUCCUUAUCAGAGAGGGCAGAUGAACGUGAGGUUUUCUUCUUGCUUGCAAGGCCAAGCUACAAGUGCUAGUGCAGCUCUGUGCUGCUCCUUCCUACCAUUCAAGCAUGCUAUUGAAUGAUCUUAUAUUUAUUUUUUUGAAUGUGAUCUGUAACAUUGAAGAGGUAAAUUCUGCAUAUUGCAUUAGUAAGUGACUAUGAGAAGCAUUCUUUGCAACUCACUCUUUUUUACCCUCGUUGGCUAUCCUCUUCUUUUUUGUUUAUUUUUCUACUAAGUACAUUUUCUUAUCUCCUAUUCGUUAUUCCAUGCCACUUAUUUAAAUAUAAAGGAUAGAAAUGGAAAUGUUACAUCCAGUGAAUGUGGCUCUAUAUGGGAAGUGAUUUGUAAAUGAUACUGUUUAAAUUAGUGCAAUUUGAGAAUUUUGUUUUAUAAUUAAACGGAUUUUUUUUUUUUGAAAACCUAAAAUAUAGUGUACCAGUAAACAUUGCAUAUUAUCAUUUUAUAUAUAAAAAAAAAUUGGAAAAACAUUUUGCUACAGUCAUUCGUCAAAUAAAUUAUCCAUGUAAAUACACUGAUAUGAAAGUAUUGCUGGUAUGAGGGGGAGUGACCACAAUAAAAGGCUUAUUGCAGUAUACAUAUAUUUGUGCAAAAACUAUAAAGAUUUGAAUAAGCCAAAAUACAGCAUAUUAAUGAGGCUAAAACCUUUCAAGUGCAUUAAAGUUGUAAUGGUUCUCGGAGUGUCCCUUUAAAUCUAACUAUGGCAGAAUUCCUAUAGUUUGAUUUGAACAUAAAGGUACUUUCAGACUGAGAUAAGUUCCUUCUGUUGUAUUCUAAAUAUACAUACAUGAGCUUCCAAUGAAACAAGGUUGUUUUAAAUGACUUAAUAUUUAUGAAUGGUAGCUCUUAUUAUGUUAAUGGGAGCAAUGCAAUGUAACAAUGAGAUCUUACAUAAAGCACAAGUAAAGUUUAUCUAUACACUUCAUCAUGACCUUUGAGUAGUGUAAAAGUAGAUUUUCUUUUUUAAAUGACAGUUUUAUGGCUAGUCAGUUGUUAUCCUGUGCAAUGGAAAAUAAUAUACAGUUAGAAAAUACACAAAAGGCAACAGCCAAUAAUCACAUGAAUGGUUAAAGUAACCCCAUGAAAUAUUAUAGUGACUGUAGAAAACCAAGUUCUUAUCAAAUUUUAACAAAGAAUAUGAGAACUCUGAGAAUGGACACAAACUUAGAGGUAUUCAGUAGGUUGCCCUUCAGUAAAUCCCUGCUUAGGUUCCAAGAUUGUUUUUACUCACUUGUGCCAUUACAGAGAGAGCAUAGUCUGAAGCAUAUCAGACUGGUCCCACCUGUGGGGGAAAUCCAGAGCUGAAAUGCCAGCAAGUUCUCUCCGCAUGAGAGAUACAGCAACAUCGAUAAGCGUUUUGGCUUUUUUGGGGCCUUGUCAGUGAGGUGUAGCUGAUACACCUUUAGGUCCAUGUCUGGAUUACACUUUUAACUUGGGGAGAGCCAUGUUAAUGCACUUCAACAAAAAUAAAGAAUCUAAAAACUCUGAGAAUGGACAAAAGUUUAGAGAAACUCAGUAGCUUGCCCUUCGGUAAAUCCCAGCUCAGUAUUUAAAAUAGUUUUUGCUCACUUGUGCCAUUACAGAGAGAACAUAAUCUGCAGCAUAUCAGACUGAUCCCAUCCGUAAAUGCAAUCCAGAAUCAAAAUGACAAGUUCUCUCUGCACAAGUGAUACAGCAACCCCAGAUGAUCAUUUCAGCCUUCUUAUCCAAUUUUAUUUCAUCAACUUUAGAAAAGUGGAACAAGUUAAAUGUCAUUAUUAAAACUAACAAUCACUGGAGAAAUAACAUAAUGCAAUUCUAUUUAUCAAUUUCGUGCAUUCAUAUAUAUACUUGUUUAGAAUUGGAUAUAUGCUUUCAAUCUGUUAAUCAGACACGCAAACUUGUAAACACACAUAUAAUGUUUUUGUUUCUUUAGAUCAUAAGGAUUUUGAUGCUUUUAUAUCCUAUGCAAAGCACAACUGGGAGUCUGAUGUGGAGGAUUCCAUGAACAGUUAUAAUGAAGAAAGAUUUGCAACACAGUUGCUGCCAAGUAUACUGGAGGACAAAUAUCAAUAUAAGCUUUGUAUCCUAGAAAGAGACAUUCUUCCAGGAGGAGGUGAUGCAUGGUUCAUGUUUUUGUUGUUUUAAAAUUACUUUAAAGGGAAAAAUAUAGUCACCAAAACAACUUUAGCAUAACAAAGUAGUUUGGUUUAUAGAUCAUGUCGAUGUAAAGCGUCGUCUGAUGUUAUCUCUUCCUUUAUUGUAAAUUCUGUUUCAUUUAGAAUUUCCUGCUCUGGUAAUAGCUUGCUAGAUCCUGCAGGAGUCUCCUGCAUGUAAUUAAAGUUCAAAUUACAGAGCAGGAGAUAAACACUUUUAAAGUGAGUUAACAUGUGAUUGAAAAUGAAACCAUAGGUUUUCAUGCAGGCUGUAUCAGUCACGGCCAGGGAAGGUGUGGCUAGUGCUGCAUAUAUACUUUAAUUCUAGUUCAAAUUUUAUUUGCAAAAUUAACCAAUCUGACAACAUUUGGUGAGGAGUUAAACUCAGUGUGUGAUGCAGUAGUUACUACAAUAAUAAACAGGGGAGCUUGAUAGAAUGUUAAUAGAGUCCCAUAUAGUGAGUGGGUUAAUCUCCUAUGUAUCGCUGCUAUGUAUCACUAGGCAACUAGUCUGCAACCAGGAUUUCUAUAAGCCUUGUCAGUCACAGUUGAUUUCUUAAUACCUUUGUAUAUUUGUCUUUACUAAUUUACAGCUUAUAUUGCGGACGUUGUUGGAAUUAUAAAAAGGAGCAGGAGAGUGAUUUUUGUACUAUCCCAAGAAUACAUAAGUGGACCAAGUUUGUUUGAAUUGGAAGCAGCGGUUAAGUGCUCCUUAGAAGAAGAAGCACUCAGGUUGAUUCUGGUUAAGUUUAAACCAUUUAAAGUACCUGAGACCAUACCAAAUGUUGUAAAGAAGGCAUUGAAUUCUCUGCCCAUUGUCUGCUGGAAGGAGGGCACUAAUAAAGCUGCAUUUCAUGAAGCUAAGUUCUGGAAUAAGAUCAGAUAUUAUAUGCCAGUCAAGCACAGGAAAAGUAAAACAGAAAGCAAUGUAACUGAGAAAACCAGCUUUUGUAAUAAUGGAAAUUCUAUUUUGAUGGAACAGUUCCUAACUAGCUAA
This is a messenger RNA of Pelobates cultripes (western spadefoot toad), 16520 nucleotides long. The record is from the annotation of a GenBank genome assembly. NCBI's taxonomy places the organism in Eukaryota, Metazoa, Chordata, Amphibia, Anura, Pelobatidae.